Messenger RNA from Leguminivora glycinivorella, 3574 nucleotides. RefSeq lists its product as uncharacterized. The coding region runs from base 75 to 3329 and encodes 1084 amino acids. The transcript has 4 exons. The record is from RefSeq and is a predicted model, not a curated record. NCBI's taxonomy places the organism in Eukaryota, Metazoa, Arthropoda, Insecta, Lepidoptera, Tortricidae.
CGCAAUGGUGCAAUAUCAAUAUCACAUUAAAUCUUGAACACACAUAAAAUGGUCGUAACUUUAGAUAUUUUAAAAUGAUUCUGUUGCGACACGUACUGCAAGUAUGCACGCUUGCAUGUAUUCCUAUUGCAAUAGAUGGCCACGUGAUGCUUGCAGUGAACGUGGAUGAUUUCAGAAAUCUAGCUACCCAGUUCUUACCUAAAGAACUCGCCGAUAAACUAACUAAUCUUGUAUCAGAACUCUCCCAUGGGAAAAUAAAAGAAAUCGCAGAUAACAUACAAAGGGAACUGCCAGAAGUACUAACAACUAAAUCUGUAGAGAUUACUGACAAGGAUCCCGUAGAGUCUGAAUGGACUUAUCCAUAUACAGCUAAAACGGUUCCACAUAAAAGAUUCAAUACUGUUAAAAAUUCUGACAGCAAAGAAUUAUUGAGACAAGUAAUUUAUAAUACAGCCGGGCCAGUAUACGUAAGAGAUGAAGUAGAGGAACUAUUAACAAAUAUUAAUAGCGGUGGUAAAGAUUUCUAUCACCCUGAAGAACCAAAUGAAAAAGAACAUAAUAUAGCUCCUAUAGAGGUGACUAAACCAUUAGAAGUCAUUAAGAAUUCAAGAGAAACACCUAAUAAAAUGGAUUACACAGAAACCAAGCUAGGUGAAUGGAAUUACAUGCACGAUAUACCUAAAGAACUACCCGAGAUUAAAAAUAUUAAAAAGGGGAAAGAAGACAAGGAUAUAAAUGAUGAAGAUGAUGAUGCAGAUUAUGAUAAACCAGGCAAGACCCAAGAUGUACAAUAUGUGGAUGAAACUCGAUUAUUAGGACGAAUUAAAAAGAAACCUAGCCAGGACGUAAAAGAACAAGACGACGGAACUCUAUCAAAUCAUAAAGAAGUUAAUAUAGAACCUAAAAAAUCUAAUAAGCUAUUGAAUAAUUUCUCCGAAGAAAGUUCAGCAGUAAAGCAACACGAGUCAAGUGAGAAAGAAACACAUCAAAUACCCCCUCCAAUGUUCAAACAAGAAUUUAUCGUCCAGUCAGAUGAUGACAAUAACGAGGAGCACAAUCGAGAAACGACAAAAAUACCAAAUAAAGAAGGCCACAAAAAGCUAGGUGGCAAGUCUGAUAAUAAUGAGCAGUUAAUAUUAAAGAACAAGAAACGGUAUCUCGAUUUUAAAGUUCCAGAAAAUAGUGAAGAAUAUUCAAAAAGGGUGCCAUUGAAACAAAUUUCUACAAAUCGGGCUCCUCAUUAUUACGAAGAUAAAUCUGACAAUGAUAAAUUAAAACCAGAGGUGUCGACGAUAAAAUACAAAAAUAUUAAACAACCAGUCGAUAAACAUUCUGUCACGCCAACAGAUGAAAGCAAUGAAGGAAGGGAAGAUAUAGGAAAGAAGAAAUCUUUUAAAAUAUCAAAUGAAGAAAAUAACAUGCAUGAAAAAGUGUCUGAAAAUAAAAAGAGCAACAAUGAACAUAACAUUGAUAACUUUGAUGGUCAGAAUAUACAAGAAAACAACCAUAAAACACCUCCACUUUUAAGAAACAAACCACGGUUACAACUUUAUCAUAAAGAUUCAGAAGAAGAUGUAUCAACGAAGAAAGAGAUAAUUGAAGGAUUACGGCCAGAUUCAGGGAAAGGAAAAAUGCAGAGAUUUUCAGACCACGUAGAUUCCUUCACAUUUAAAGAUGACCAAGAUGAAACACAUCAUGAUAACAGAAAAAUAAAACAGAAAGAGAAUCAUGAUAACCUAGGUCUUCUGAAAGACAGGUCUGCUAACAAUGAAGAAACUCUCUCGAGUAAAAGAAAACCUCAGAAGAAAACAGAAGAUAAUGAACAGUAUGAUAAAUUUGAACAUGGACGUGAAACAAAUAAGGGUUACAACGAAAACAGAAAAGAGAAAAAAAAUCAUGAUGAUAUGAAAACAUACGAUGAUAGAAAUAAAUUCAAUCAUCAGGGUAGUACUAAUGACAAGUCUGAGAGCAAUGAAGAUUUUCAGAAAAAGAGAAAAAGGAAACCGCAGAAGAAAAUAGAAGAUAAUGAAAUGCAUGAUAAAUAUGGUCGCGAAACAAAUACGGGUAACACUGAAAACAAAAAACAAAAAGAAAAUCACGAUGAUAUGAAGAAUUACGAUAGUAGAAAUAAAUUCAAUCAUCAGGACAGUAUCAAAGACAUGUCUGCGGAUAGUGGAGAUUUAGAGAAAAAAAGAAAAAAGAAACCUCUGAAGAAAAUAGAAGAACAUGACAUGUAUGAUAAAUUUGAACUUGGUCAUGAAACAAAUAAUGACGAAAAUAACAACAAAGAGAAGUAUCAUGGCGAUACAAAAACAAACAAUGCUAAAAAUAAUUUUAAUGAACAUGGUCAUAACAAAAACAAAUCUACGAGUAAAGGAAUGAAUAAGAGGAGACCUCAAAAGAUAAUAGUAGACGAAAAUGAUAAAUAUGAACCUGAUCACGAAAUAAAUAUUGAUGACAGAAAACAGAAAGAAAAUCGUGAUGACACUGAUGACACAAAAACAGUGGGCGAUAAAAAUAAAUUUAACAAUCAAGGCCAUAAAGAACUUGGCCGUGAAAGAAAUAUAGAUGACAGAAAACACAAAGAAAAUCGUGAUGACGCAAAAACAGUAGGCGAAAAAUUCAACAAUCAAGGUCAUAAUAAAGAACUUAGCCGUGAAAGAAAUAUUGAUGACAGAAAACGGAAAGAACAUCGAGACGACACAGAAGAAGUAGGCGAAAAGAAUAAAUUUAAAAAUCCAGGUCAUAAUAAAGAACUUGGCCGUGAAAGACAUAUCGAUGACCGAAAAAAGAAAGAAAAUCGCGAUGACAAAAAAACAGUAGGCGAAAAAAAUAAAUUCAAAAAUCCAGGUCGUAAUAGAGAUAAAGAUAAGUCGAUGAAUAGUGACGAAAAGUCAAUAAAACAUAAGAAAGGAAACAAAUAUGAUGAAGAUAUUACAACCAAACGUAACAAAAUGAAGAAAGGUCACAUAGAAAAGGAACCAAUUGAAGGUUUCGCUGAUGACCCUCAACCAGAUUUCAAGGAAGUAAGACCAGAAUCAAUAAAAGCCAAAACAGGGAGGUUAGAUGAACCAGAACCAAAAGGAAAAGGUAGAAAAACGACGAAAUUCACAAUGAAAGGUACAAAUUUGCCAAAGAGGGAUUUCUACAAGUUAAGCAGUCCAGAUUACUAUAAAAAUUUGCCACGUAUUGUUGAAAAAUAUGAUUUUGAAGAACCUCUGCCAGAAAGGGACAGAGAAAGGGACAGAGUGGGAUUUUUGAAAAGAGAACCUUCAAGAGUUAAUAAGAAAGUGAAGUUACCUAAGUAUGAAAAAACUUAUAAAUUAUGAAUUAAUGAAUAAAUUGAAAUUAAGUAGUUUAUUAGAUAGAUAGACAUGUGAUGAUCUGGGGGCCGAUUUUUGAUUCUCACUGUCACUAAAAUACCGGUUGAAAACGGUGAAUUGCCUAUUAUUUUCAGUGACAAUUGUCUAUAUUCGAACGCGUGAGACUCAAAAAUCGGCCCCUGAAAUUUAACAAACUAUACUGUGCAUGUGGUAUGCAAAAUUAAAUGUUUGUUAAUGCUGUUUUUAUUUAC